Molecule: messenger RNA, 624 nt
Organism: Penicillium atrosanguineum
Lineage: Eukaryota; Fungi; Ascomycota; Eurotiomycetes; Eurotiales; Aspergillaceae
Product: J domain-containing protein
Exons: 3
Coding region: 1-624 (207 amino acids)
Source: RefSeq, a predicted model, not a curated record
AUGGAAAUCUUUCAAAUUGACACCAAUAACCCGCACAUCCGUCCACACUAUCCCUUAUCCUUCACCUCCUGCUCAAUAGUAUCCAGCCCCAGCGACAUCCUCCCACGCAAACGUGAAACGAUCAGCAAAACCGGUUUCAUCUCAUCCAAACUCUCAUUCCCCAAUAUGCCUGGACAGUUUUUUGGCCUCGUGCAUGAAGUUAUUGCCAAUGAGAUCCAGAGGCUUUUUGAUAUUGAUUCGGAACCUCUAGCCUUUUGCAACUCUCAGGGCUGGAAGAGGGGGUCGGCGGGGAGGAAGGAUGCGUUUGCGAGGGCGAGGCGGAUCAGUUACAGGUACAUUUUCGUUAAUGGGUGGGGGUCGCGAUGGGACGGAUGGCUAAUGGUUUUGUAUGUUGGAUCUAUACAUUCUCCAACCGAGAAGAUUUCAAUAUCCCGCGAGUCUGCCGUCUCGGACCUUCGUGAACCAGCGGACAUGUUAACAAAAUAUAACUUCCGAAUGCGCAUACAAGAACCAGUUCUAAUCGACAUACGCACUGAGGUACAAGGGAGUAUUGGAAAUGAGAUGGGACAUCGACCGUCCAAAUGUCGGGUUGUGUUUAGAUACCUUCCAGAUGGCGGGGGGUGA